UCUGAUACCCAUCGAGAAGCAUUAUUCAAAGAUUAAUAAUAAAGCUGUAGAAAGCAUUAAUAACCUUGUAUAUUCUAUUUUUGGUGUAGACGAACAAAAAAUGACAAAGACAAAAGUUCCGAGAAAAAGUAACGUUGGUCAUAAGCUUAAAGCGGAAACUGUUGUAAAAUCAGAGGAAAAAGGUAAAACGCUCGUUGCUAAAGAGGAGGAGAAAGUUGUCGUUCCGAGUAAAGUUGGCGAGGUGGAAAAUGAAACAAAGGCAGUGAGGAGAAGCCCUGGAAAAAGGCGUAAAGAGGUUAUCGAUAACGAAAAAGAGACUCAAGAAGUAGUGGCUUCCAGCUCAAGACAACAGUUCACUUCGGACUUGUUGGAUACAGAAAACAAUUCCUCUUCGGUGUUGUCGAGUUCUGGACACAUAAAUGAAGAAAUUAGUGAGAUGACUCCCAAAAGGAAGCGUAAACUAUCUCUGGGACAGCAUAAUUUUGCCACAUCUACUUCAAGCAAUGAAACCUCACCUGUAUCUCCGGGUGCGGAUCUAUCAGUAUCUCCGCGACGCGGUCCAAAACGUAUUCGUAGCCAGUCAACUUCAAGCAUAGGGGAAACUCGACCGGAAGAAUCCCCGGCCAACAUAUUACUCGAAUUCCUCAACGCGUUAAAUCCCAAUCCACCAAAAUUAUCUCGCAAAGAGUUAUUAAGGGCGGGCACCUGGUUGUUCGAUGAAUUAUUAACAAGAUCAUUCUCGCGACCUUUUGUUAAUCCCGUUCCCGAAGAUGCGAUAGUUUAUCGGAGAGAGAUCAAACGUUUGAUGGAUCUAACCACGGCCGAGAGGAAGCUAUGGGCAGGAAAGUAUAAGGAUCUCAAUGACCUGUACGCAGAUGUGGUGCAAAUUUUGUCGAAUGCUAUCACUUUUCAUCAGGAGGGUCAAAUAUACGAGGAGGCCAAAGAGAUGUGCGAGUACUUUACAAAAGUUCUAUAUCCUCACAUAUCUAGAGUCAUGUUUGGCGGAGACUUAAGGAAAUCAAUUAACGAGAUGAUGCCAUUGCUACACGAAGAAUACUUUGGAAUAAAGACGUUUUCACCGGAAUUAAUAAGGGAAAAAAGGCAACAAACAAUCGCAAAUAAAAAAUCCGUCCCGUCUACAGUGCUUGAUCGACUCGAUCAUUUCAACCGAGGUUUGACAGAUUACUUUACUGAUGGCAUACAACCAGCGAAAACCCCCAAUCUCGAAGAAUCGUCUUUGACCAGGGAUUUCAUCCGCGUUUAUUUGACCAAAGGACUAUCCACGUUAAAUGA
Messenger RNA from Acaulospora morrowiae, 1293 nucleotides. The record is from the annotation of a GenBank genome assembly. Lineage: Eukaryota; Fungi; Glomeromycota; Glomeromycetes; Diversisporales; Acaulosporaceae.